AUGGCUGAGAACGGCAACCAUGUGGCCCGACUAGCACCCCCUGCAACCUCGCCCGCCGAGAGUCCGACCCACGACGUGUCGCCGGGCACGAAGGUGUCCUCAGGGUCGACCGCGGUCGACUAUUUCUCGAUCAAGCCAACUGCCAACGGCGGCCAAUCCCGGACCUCUCCCGAUGCGAGUACGAUUACCAUUACCUUAUCCUCCACGCUGCAAGAAAGCCAGGAAAACAGUUCGCGGAAGUCGUCAAACGACAGCGGCCUCCCUCAGAAUGGCGCGAAGCGGGUUUCAGGAAUGUCGGUUACCUUCAGGCAGCCUCGUAAUCCGUCGCUGCCCCAGGGCAACCCCCGGAAGACUGAUAAUCGGCGGCUUCGUGAAUCUUCUCCCUCUCCUGUGAGGUAA
Thermochaetoides thermophila DSM 1495 is the source of this 399-nucleotide messenger RNA. RefSeq names its product putative universal stress protein. The coding region runs from base 1 to 399 and encodes 132 amino acids. The transcript has a single exon. Lineage: Eukaryota; Fungi; Ascomycota; Sordariomycetes; Sordariales; Chaetomiaceae. The record is from RefSeq and is a predicted model, not a curated record.